Talaromyces proteolyticus is the source of this 582-nucleotide messenger RNA. RefSeq lists its product as uncharacterized. The transcript has 3 exons. The record is from RefSeq and is a predicted model, not a curated record. Lineage: Eukaryota; Fungi; Ascomycota; Eurotiomycetes; Eurotiales; Trichocomaceae. Bases 1 to 582 code for a protein of 193 amino acids.
AUGAAGUUCAGCAUCCUCGCACUUUCUGGCCUGGCUGCCAUUGCCGCCUCCCAAACUGCCACGGGCUCUCCUGCCACCGAGACAACUUCGUCCUUGUCUCCAGAGGCUUCUUGCGCUACGAACUGCGAGUCUGCCGAUGUGUGCUGCAAAGCCAAGUGCUACAAAGUGCCAUGCCCCAAUAACUCCAUGGCCAACGAUACCACCGCCUGUGUCGCCGCCUGUCCGCAAGGAAAUGGAAGCCCUGCCGACACUGACAGGUACGCCAGCUGCGAACAAUCGUGCUACAACUCGGACUUCUUCCCAGCCACUGGCUUGGUUGCUGAAAUCAGCGCCAGUGCUGCCAGUGCCGCCAGUGCCGCCAGUGCCGCCAGUGCUUCUGCCAGCGAGGCCACUGCUACGGGCUCCUCUGCAUCUGAGUCUGGCACUGCCAAGAGCACAGGCUCCUCGUCCACCGGCUCUACCAGCUCUACCGCUAGUGGUAGCAGUGCUACUGCGAGCCAUACGGGUGCUGCCAGUCAAAUUGGCGUUCAACUUGGAGGUGCUGGUAUUGUUGGCGCCAUUGUUGCUGCUAUCAUGCUAUGA